AUGGAGGCUGCAAAGGAGCACUUUCCUAGACUAAGGCAAGUUCUUCUCUUUGUUUUGCUGUCUCACACUUGGGCGGAGCAGGAAGAUUACCGUAUCGCUGAAGAAACAGAGCGUGGCUCUUUUGUGGCCAAUCUAGCAAAGGACAAAGGGCUAGCGGUAAGAGAGCUGUCUUGGCGGAGGGCUCGGAUCAUUUUUACAAAUGACAAAAAAUAUUUUCAGCUGAACCUUCAGACGGGAGAUUUACAAGUAAAUGAUAAACUGGAUCGGGAGGAACUGUGUGGCCCCAUGGAGCCUUGUGUACUGCAAUUCCAAGUGUUACUGGAAGAACCUUUAGAGGUAUAUAGGUAUAAGCUUUUGGUCACUGACAUAAAUGACAAUUCCCCUGUGUUCCCAGAAGCAGAAAUGAUUUUGAAAAUCAUGGAAAAUACUCUUCCAGGGACUGCGUUUCCCCUGAAAAAUGCACAAGAUUUGGAUGUAGGUAUCAAUAAUAUCCAAAACUACACCAUUUAUCCCAACUCCCAUUUCCAUGUUCUUACCCACAAUAGCGGUGAAGGAAGAAAAUACCCGGAACUGGUUCUGGACAAAGUGCUAGAUCGAGAGGAGCAGCCUGAGCUUAAGUUAACUCUCCUGGCAGUAGAUGGUGGAGUUCCUCCUAAAACUGGGACUGCCUUGGUCCUCAUUGAUAUCUUGGACAUCAAUGACAAUGCCCCCGAGUUUGCGCAGCCACUCUAUCAUGUACAGAUCGUGGAAAACAGUCCUCUGGGAUCGGUUAUUGUCACUGUUUCAGCUAGAGAUUUAGACACAGGAACAAAUGGUGAAGUAUUCUAUUCAUUUUUUUAUGGCGAUGAAGAGAUUAGUAGGACAUUUGCACUUGAUGAACUCACAGGAGAAAUUAAAAUAAUUAGGACACUAGAUUUUGAAAAAAUUAUGUCAUAUGAGCUGGAUAUUAAGGCUUCUGAUGGGGCAGGUCUUUCUGGAAAAUGCACUGUCAUAAUAGAGGUGGUGGAUAUAAAUGACAACACCCCAGAACUGACGGUGGCUUCACUUAUAAGCUCCAUCCCAGAAAAUUCCCCUGAGACCACGAUAGCUCUUUUCAGUAUUCAAGACCAAGAUUCUGGGGACAAUGGGAGGAUGGUUUGUUCCAUCCAAGAAGAUGUUCCGUUCACUCUGAAACCUUCCGUUGAGAAUUUCUACAAGCUAGUAACAGAAGGAGAGCUAGACAGAGAGAGCCAGGCCGAGUACAACAUCACCAUCACCGUCACCGACCUGGGAACCCCCAG
Molecule: messenger RNA, 1280 nt
Organism: Enhydra lutris kenyoni (northern sea otter)
Lineage: Eukaryota; Metazoa; Chordata; Mammalia; Carnivora; Mustelidae
Product: protocadherin beta-15-like
Exons: 1
Biological process (GO): homophilic cell-cell adhesion
Cellular component (GO): plasma membrane
Molecular function (GO): calcium ion binding
Source: RefSeq, a predicted model, not a curated record